AUGAGCGACGAUGGUCACCCCAACUCUGGCAAUGCAUGGACCUCCGCCUCAGCUCCUCACUGUCAAGCGGCAUCAUGGAACCCAGCAUUGAGACCCGAUAACGAGCACAGUCUCUCUCCAGCUCACAUGCGAGACCUCUCCCCGACUUCGAACGACGACUUCUUCGAUCGCUAUCCAGCUCCGACUCCCGAAAAGCGCCGGCAGCAUGAAUCGACACCCGAGGUUGAGCACGACGAGCUAGAACCGCCGAUCGCCACUCACCGGAAUAGCAUCUCCGUGGAGCGUGUCGUCGAACAGCGAUCAGAGGUGGCGUCGUCGGAGGACUUGAUGCGCGUGCCCGCGACUGAUUGGCUUGCCGAAGGACCAGGAAGCCGCAGACAGUCAGCCGUCAACUUCGAGGAGGACAUUGCUCAGAUUCCGGCACAAGAGCAGUAUGAUGAAGAGGAAGGAGCCGUCUUCCAGCCGGGAGAAUCGACACUUGAGCAGGAGCAGGACCUGGAAAUGAGGAUGCCAGAUCACGAUGAGCAGCUUGCAGGAAUUCCCAGCAUACCGACAGCGACAGAUGCCCAGUUUGACGAUGAGCCCGAGACAGAGCGACCGGGGUCUGGUUCCGAGCAUGAGGGCGAAACAUUGGAGAUGGAGGAGGCAGUGGAGGAAGCUCCAAGUGCACCACUGUUGGAAGAUCCGGAAGAACCUCCCACAGUGGAGACAAUGCAGCCACAAGCACCUGCACCACCAGUGCGCGCAGUGAGUCAAGCUUCGAUGCUGGACUUUGACGGGUCCGCGAGCUCAGGACAGCCACUUCCGAACGCUCACGCCCAACCUGGGCAUCUCGAUCGGAGCUUUACGACGAAUUUCACCGAGCUGGAAACACCGGUGGAAGCUCAAGGAGAUGAAGGACGACAGGAAGCUGCACCUGUCAGCGAGGGGUGGCCCUCUGCGGGAGAUGAUAAGACAUUUGGAGAACGCCUCGGAAACGAACAGACGAAGCAGCCGAGCGACGAGUUGCAGCAGACUGACGACGGGUGGGGAUCGACGGCAGACGAUGAUGCGUUUGGGGAGCUGUUGGGCAACGACAGCAUGAGUGGGCUAGAACCGGAAUUUACGACACAGACCAUGGAGGAUGCGAUUCAAGACGCGUCGGUCGAUGCAACGGAAACGGUCAGGGAUGAAGAUCUGGCAGCCAUGUGGGCAUCCGCGCUUGAUGACGAUGAUCUAUUAGACGAAUCGAACGACCUGGACCCGUCCAGCUUCUUUGGAGACGAUGAUCCUGGCUUCCUGGAUGACGAGUUGUUGACGCCGGCUGAAGCUGCGCCCGCGCCUGUAGUGAAGCCACAAGCUCCAGUGCAGACGCAGAGAACGAUCAGCUCUUACCUACCGAGCCAGCCGAGCGCCCCAGCGAAUCCAUAUGCUGCAACGAGUGCACAGGCCUUUACCAGUCAUGGCAGAUCAGCAGGCACUCCCUCUACUGGUCUUUACGACGUCUACGGGCAUGGCGGUCCUACACAGCAGCAAGCACAGCCGCAGAGACCCGGAAUUUCAUCUGCACAGAGUUUCGUUGACAAAGCGAAAGGGGGAUACCAAUCACCAUAUGAUCUGCCAAUGGAAGUCGUGAGGCCCAAGCAAAGGCCACGGCCAGCACCCAUAACCUCUCAAACCACCGCGACGCCCCCACCGAGAAGCAGCAGUAUGUCAUCGCAACCAGGGCAAUCGCUUCAGACACAGCCGCUCAUGGGCAGUACUCCGCCCUCAAGCGCAGGAUCUGUUCCAGCUCCACCUCCACUAACAGCUGCAAAUGGCGUGCCUUCAGCUAGAGGUACACCAAAGUCGGAUAGUGGAUUCUUCGCUGACCUUCCAGUCUCUGGCCCGAAGCCUCGUGCUCGACCGUCCGGAGCAUACACGCCUCAACCACAGGUUGCGCCUACGCCUCCUCCAUCACAGAUGCCACAGCAACUCAGUCGCCCUCCAAUGGCACCGUCUAUGCCGUCCCAACAAUCUGUACCACCUCCAACAAUAUUGCAGCGGCCGUCAUAUGCUGCAUUAGCGCAGCCGGAAAGAUUGCCUCUGCUUCCUGAUCAAGCGACAGCUUCCGCCCCAUCCCAUGCGCUAGUCGCACCACCCCAAAAUCAGCCAUACUCGCCCAGCACUCUUCCAGCUCCAACACAAUCACAAAACCGCUUCUCACCAGCGCCGCCAUCUAGCCAAGUACCACCGACCGGUUCUCGAUACUCUCCAGCUCCAACUUCACAGGCUCCUACGUCGAAAAAGUAUGGCCCAGCAACUUCGACCGUGCCCACACCGCCAGGCGUCCAGAGUGCUCACCAGUUCUUGCCUAGGACAAGCAGCCCACUGGCGUUUCACACUGAGAAGCCUCAUCCCAUGCCGCCGCAAGAGCUGUCACGUGGCGGCGCAUCCAUGUCAGCUUCUCCGCCCAAGCAAAACGGCACACGCUCUUCUGGCACCAUGAGUCCAGAACGUGCUGCCAGCAUCAGCUACUCGCCCGUUGAACAGCGCUUGCCAUCUGGAUCCAACCUCUCUAGUCCGCCUCAAAGACCCAUGACACAGUCUCCCCCUGCUGUCAUGAAGACAUCGCAGUACGCAUCCGUGCAGCCGCUGGAAAGGCCUGCCUCAGCAUCUGGAUCUGCACAUGCACCUUUAGCUGCCCCAAUGCAACCUGCCCUUGCGAACACCAUUGCACCCUUGAAUCGCUUGCAUCAUCGCAGGCAGUUUUCGAGGGAUCUGAGCUUUGCAACACCGCAGGACGAGCGCGCACAUGAUCCGCUUGAGCGAUGGAAAGGUCACCCGAUCUUCAGAUGGGGAGAAUCCGGCGUUAUUGUGAGCAGCUUUCCGCGCCAGACACCCUUCUACGCGGCAGGUCACGGCAUCCCUAGCGUCAAGUGCACACCGGGUACAGUCAGCACACAGGAGGCAUCCAGCUUCAUGGCCAUGGAUGACCGAAACGCGAAAUUUCCCGGACCUUUACCUGCUCGUGCGAAGGGUAAGAAAAAGGAGGUUGUGGCUUGGAUGACUGGCAAGAUUGAAGACCUCGAAAGGAAGGCCGAACAGGUGAGAAUGGACUUCCAGAUGGAUCCUGAUCUCAAGAAACGGACCGAGGAGAAGCUGGUACUGUGGAAGAUUGUCAAGAUAUUCGUUGAGCACGACAGCCACGUCGAAGGCAGCAAGCAGAUUGAAACCGAGAUCCGCGCAGUACUUCUGCCAAAUCUUGCCCAACAGAAUCAAGUGAUGGAAUUGCAGAGUCCGGUGUCAGGCACGCAGGGCAUCCAGGCCGAUAUCGUUGACAGGACUGUCGUUUUUCAGCUUCGACAAGCGCUUCUUGAAGGUGACCGCGAGCGUGCCGUGUGGCUGGCCGAGGAGAAGAAGCUGUGGGGACAUGCAAUGCUCAUUGCAUCUACCAUGGGUCCCGAAGUCUGGAAACAAAUUAUUCAAUCGUUCGUGAGAUCGCAAGUCAAGACUGUCGGCAGCGAUGCAAGAAGCCUAGCAGCACUGUACCAAGUCUUUGCAGGCAAUGCGGACGAGUGUGUAGACGAACUGGUUCCACCCUCGGCACGUGCAGGCUUCCAGAUGGUCUCCAAGACAGACGGCUCGUUUUCUGGCAACCCUCUUGAGGGUUUAGAUCAGUGGCGGGACACCCUUGGUCUUGUGGCCGGCAACCGAACGGCGAACGAUGCACCAUCGCUCAUGGCUUUAGGCAGGCUUCUAAGUAGCUAUGGCAGAGCAGAAGCCGCUCAUACCUGCUUCCUUUUCGCUCGACAUCUAGUCAAACACACCGGCGCCGACGAUCCAGAGGCGAGCUUUGUCAUUCUGGGUGCCAAUACCCAAAGCACAGCUGACAGCUUUGCCAACGACCUGGACGCCAUCAUCCUCACCGAGAUCUACGAAUGGACAUCUUCACUUUCGGCGCCAAGUGCUUCCGCGCAGUACGUACCCCAUUUGCAAUCAUUCAAGCUCAUCCAUGCGCAAGAGCUUGCCGCGUACGGAUUGAAGAGCAAAGCGCAAGCCUACUGCGACCACAUCACUUCGGCGUACACUUCCACGACACGGCCUUCACCAUAUUACCACCCCACAUUCACGACAGCUGUCAGCGACCUCAGCGCCUUCCUGUCACAAGCACCACAGACUGGCAAGAGUGGUCUGCUAUCGAAGGGUGCUAUGAACAAGGUCUCGUCUGGCGCGUCCAGCUGGUUCACCAAAUUCGUAUCAGGCGAUGACGAUCAGACGCCUGCGGGUUCUGCACCCGGUGCGGGAAGCCAAGAUAUGAUCAGUGGUCCGUUUGGUGCUGUCAAUGGCGACUUGUCUGACAACAGUAGAAGUGGGUCAGGGCAAGAUUUGUACAACCCGAUGAUGAUGGGAGGUGGCGUGCCGUUUGCAGCCGCGACGCCACCGCAACAGCAGUUUGCGCCCACUUCCGCGCCCAGCAAGUACGCCCCAGCUGCAGCAGGGAAUAGAUACGCACCGGGGUCCUCUGGAUCAGCUAGCAGCUUUGGCGUCGCUCCUCACCGAGCUGCAUCACCACAAUCGCGAUCCUCGAUGGAGCGGCCUUCUUCCUCAUACUCUUCAAAGUCAUACUACGCACCCAAUCCAGCGGUCCAAGCAUUGAGUGUUCCGCGACCAGAAACGGGUAGAGCGGCUUCGGACUACAGCGUUGCAUACUCGUCAGACUCAAGAAGAGGAUCGGCGCAAUUCCCUGGCUCUCAGAGCAGCUACGAACCAAGACCACUGCUGGCCGAGGAGACCCCAUCAUAUGGCUAUCAGCCGGACGUCCAGCAGCAGCCAGCGCACGAUGCUGAAGCGAGUGAUCCAUUCGCCAAGCCAAAUGGCAUCGAGUCACAUAAUGACUCUGAAGGCGGUGUUUACCAGUCCCACACGUCAAGCUACGAGCCAUCUUCAGGUGGCUACGAACCUCCAAGCGGCAGCGGCGGAUACGAGCCACCCUCAUAUCAGCCUUACCAGCCAGAUGAAGAGGCAGAGGAUGAUGUCUCGACCAAGCCGAAGAGAAGGAACAUGAUGGACGACGAUGAAGACGAUGCCAUGCUAAAAGCUACUGAUGCCGCGAGAAAAGCCGAGGCAGACCGACAGGCAGACGAGGCGUUCAGAAAAGCUGCAGAAGCUGACGCUGCUCGCGACAAGUCGAAGGGCGGCGCUGGCGACAAGAAAGGUUGGUUCGGCGGCAUAGGCGGGCUCUUCGGCGGCAAGAAAGAGUCGCAAGACAUGCCAACCGUUCACAAAGCGAAGCUGGGCGAAGAGAACUCCUUCUACUUCGACAAAGACCUCAACAAGUGGGUCAACAAAAAGGGCGGCGCAGAAGCAGCCACCCCUGCGGCCGCAACACCACCUCCUCCCCGAGGAGGACCUCCAAGUCGAGCCGUCAGCGCCGCGCAGGCAAUAAUGGGUCCUCCUUCCGGCCCACCCUCACGAGUCGCAAGCGGUGCUGGUCUCGUCGGUUCGCUCGGCUCACGAGGUCCGCCUUCGAUGUCAGGUUCCAUCGGAGGAUCACCGUCGCUCGGUCCAGCCUCCGGGCCGCCUUCACGAAUUGGCACGCCAGCAUCCGAACACGGUGUUCCCAUGCCUGCGGCCGUCGCUGCUCUGAACGGGAGUGAAGCACGACCUCCUUCAGCACCGCCCAGUCGUCCGUCGACUAGUAUGAGCAACGCCAGUAGUCUUGACGAUUUGCUCGGUCAGCCAGCUCAGCGGAAAGCUGGCGGCACGGUCAAGGGUAAGAAGAAAGCUCAAAGGUAUGUAGACGUGAUGGCGAAAUGA
Fulvia fulva is the source of this 5778-nucleotide messenger RNA. RefSeq names its product COPII coat assembly protein sec16. Gene Ontology annotation, cellular component: ER to Golgi transport vesicle membrane; endoplasmic reticulum exit site. The record is from RefSeq and is a predicted model, not a curated record. NCBI's taxonomy places the organism in Eukaryota, Fungi, Ascomycota, Dothideomycetes, Mycosphaerellales, Mycosphaerellaceae. Gene Ontology annotation, biological process: Golgi organization; COPII vesicle coat assembly; autophagy. The transcript has a single exon. Bases 1 to 5778 code for a protein of 1925 amino acids.